Messenger RNA from Nymphalis io (European peacock), 726 nucleotides. Its product is annotated as alpha-crystallin A chain-like. Lineage: Eukaryota; Metazoa; Arthropoda; Insecta; Lepidoptera; Nymphalidae. The transcript has a single exon. Gene Ontology annotation, biological process: protein refolding; response to heat. Gene Ontology annotation, molecular function: protein folding chaperone. The coding region runs from base 82 to 678 and encodes 198 amino acids. The record is from RefSeq and is a predicted model, not a curated record.
GCGCCCUUGCAUCCCUUUAUCUGAAUCAAAUAGCCGGUUACAACGCAAUACGUUUUAUCCCUCCUUAAAAUUAUAUCGAAAAUGUCUUACCUACCAUAUGUUUGUGACUUCGAUCGGCACAAUCGUAUGCCAUUGCGAUAUGCCACGUCUUUCAUGCCGGAAAAUUUAUUCGAAGCGAUUGACGUAUCAGACUUGGAGUACUUCCCCAAGCUGUCUAAGUUCAACGGCGUCGGGAAACCUAGCAAGGAUCGUUUUGAAGUGUAUUUAGACGUAGAGGAUUACGGCCCUGAUGAUAUAACAGUGAAGACGAUUGACGGCUUCGUAGUCAUCGAAGGUCAGCAUAAGGAGAAACGGGAUGAGUAUGGUUGGGUGAAGCGUCAGUUCUAUCGCCGGUGCCCUUUACCUGAGGGCUAUAAAACUAAGGCUCUUUUAUCACAAUAUUCUUCGGAUGGUACCCUGAUAAUAACAGCGGCUCUGGUAAAAUGUAAUGAGGGAAAGUGUGAGAUGCCGGUGCAAGAAAAGAAUGGAGGUGAAGGCAUACCUACUAAGAAAAACCAGGAUGACGCAGGCGCAGAGUCCGGGGAUGGUGAAAACGAGUCUGAGAAGAAACCGGUUAAACCUAAACCUGCUAAUGAAGAUGCCCUGGAUCCUACUAAUAAUAGUAACAAGCAAGAGUAAACGGUAACGUCUCCUAAGCUUGACAUAGCAUAUUGUUUCAAAUUAGAA